Messenger RNA from Ramularia collo-cygni, 1125 nucleotides. RefSeq names its product related to cell wall glucanase (Scw4). Gene Ontology annotation, cellular component: fungal-type cell wall; cell surface; extracellular region. Gene Ontology annotation, molecular function: 1,3-beta-glucanosyltransferase activity; glucan endo-1,3-beta-D-glucosidase activity. The transcript has a single exon. Lineage: Eukaryota; Fungi; Ascomycota; Dothideomycetes; Mycosphaerellales; Mycosphaerellaceae. The record is from RefSeq and is a predicted model, not a curated record. The coding region runs from base 1 to 1125 and encodes 374 amino acids. Gene Ontology annotation, biological process: cell wall organization.
AUGAAGGCUGGUCUUUUCACCAUUGCGGCGCUCGCUGCGUCCGCCACUGCCCAGGUCCACCGUGCCCACCGUAACUUGCACAAGAAGCGCGAUGUUGUUACCGCAUACGAAUACGCCACCGUAACCGCACCUCAGGUCGUCGUCUACGUCGAUGGCAAUGGCAACCCGGUCUCUACAGGCACUCCCGGCGGCGCUGCACCAACCGCCUAUCAGGCACCCGCACCCGCUAAGAGUGAGAGCCCGAUCCCUGCCGCAUACUCUGCGCCACCAAAGUACAACCCUUCCCCGGCCAAGAACAGCCCUGCUCCGCCGGCAUACAGCCCAGCGAAGUCCUCCGCUGCGCCAAGGCCUGCUCCUUAUGCCUCUGGUCUCGGUAUGGUGUACACUCCAUACACCGAUGCAGGUGGAUGCAAGGACGCCUCCCAGGUGAACGCCGAUUUCGAAAAGCUCGACGGCUACAACCUUUUCCGCAUCUACGGCACCGACUGCAACCAGGUGGAGAACGUGCUGUCCGCUGCCAAGGCCAAGAAGGCAAAGGUUUUCGCCGGAGUCUUCAACAUCGCUGAGGUUGAGAAGGAGAUUGCCAUCAUUGUCGAGGCUGCAAAGAACGACUGGUCUUCCAUCGACACUGUGUCUAUCGGCAACGAGCUUGUCAACCAGGGCACUCCAGCUGACAAGGUCGUCGCCGCCAUUGGUACCGCUCGCACUCUUUUGAAGGCUGCCGGCUACACUGGAAACGUUGUGACUGUUGACACUUUCGUCGCUAUGAUCGCCAACCCAUCAAUCUGCGAGGCAUCCGACUACGCCGCUGCCAACUGCCACGCCUUCUUCGAUGGCGGCCGCACCGCUGAGCAAGCCGGUGACUUUGUCCUUGAGCAGUCCAAGCGCGUCGCGGAUGCUUGCGGUGGCAAGCGUGUAGUCAUCACCGAGAGCGGCUGGCCAUGGCAGGGAAAUGCCAACGGCGCUGCUGUUCCCAGCAAGGAGAACCAACAGGCCGCCAUCGCAUCCCUCAAGAGCUCAUUCAGCAAGGAUCUUAUCCUUUUCACUGCCUUCGACGACCUUUGGAAGAAGGACACCGCCGACACCCAUGGAUGCGAGAAGUACUACGGUAUUCUCGGCCACUAG